GGAGAGGAUAACUCAUGCAGAAAACUUCCGGAAGAAGGAAGUAGGAUAAAAUGGCAACAUCUCCAAAUACUUCGACUCUUUCACCAAGCAAGAAGAAAGAUGAAUCCUUUCUUGAAAAGAUCGGGACCAUGGGUCGUAAAAAGAAAAUAAAGGAAGUCACAGAAUUGCAGGAAGAAGGUAAAAAUGCCAUUGAAUCUCCUACCAGCCCUAAUAUACCAGAUAUUGGACCAGAAGGAUAUCAGCUAGCUGACAAUGAAGAGCGUUCAAUGAUAGAACCAACAUCUAGAGACAACCCAAAACUAAUAGAGCUUAUAAAAGUUCUUUUGGACUGGAUUAAUGAUGAACUGGCAGAUCACCGUAUCAUUGUUAAGGACAUAGAAGAGGAUCUGUUUGACGGACAGAUUUUACAGAAAUUAAUAGAAAAGCUUUGCAAUGUUAGAGUUGAAGCAAGGGAAGUAACUCAGUCUGAAAUUGGUCAAAAGCAGAAACUGAGAGUUGUCUUAGAUUAUAUCAACCAUAUUCUAGGAGUCUCACCCGUUUGGAGCCAACAGAAAUGGAGUGUUGACAGUGUUCAUUCUAAAAAUCUAGUGGCAAUCCUGCAUCUCUUAGUUGCUCUGGCCAGACACUUCCAUGCACCAAUCAGAAUGCCAGACAAUGUUGUAGUUACACUCAUUGUUAUUCAGAAAAUUGACAACUCAUUACAGACACGAUAUGUGCCUGAAGAAAUUACAACUAAUUGGGAUGAUGUGGAUGGCAGGGGAGAAAGAGAUGCUUUUGACACUUUGUUUGACCAUGCACCAGACAAAUUAAAUGUGGUCAAAAAGACGUUACUAACUUUUGUGAAUAAAUACUUGAUGAAAUUGAACCUGGAAAUAACAGAUUUGGACAAUCAGUUUCAUGAUGGUGUCUUCCUGAUCAUGUUGAUGGGAUUACUUGAAGGAUACUUCACUCCACUCUAUCAGUUCCAUGUCACACCUACAACAUUUGAUCACAGGGUUCACAAUGUGAAAUUCGCCUUUGAAUUGAUGGAAGACGCCGGAUUGAUGAAACCAAAGGCUCGUCCAGAAGACAUUGUGAAUCAAGACCUGAAGUCCACCCUUAGAGUCCUCUACAACAUCUUUACAAAGUACAAGUCAAGUCAUGGCAGCCAGGCUGUGCCAGUACAGUAGAGACUGGCCUCGCUGGUACAGUUAGGACAUUCUAGGCUGUUACAGUAAAGGGAGUCUUUAGUCCAAACAUCAGGGAACAGACAUUUGUCGAUCUUCAUAAGGGCAUGAGAGACACAUUUAGACAUGACAGUAAAUGAAGCUUAAGAUUUAAUAGUAUUAUAUUCAAUAGUCAGAAACGACAACAAUUGGUAUUCUAUUGUAUAUGUUCAGUUGUAAAUAGCAGGAGACGCAGUGACAAGAUUAAUUACAUUUGAUGUACCAUUUUACCAACUUCAUUAUUCUAAUGUUAUUUGUUAAGUUACUGUGCUCUAACAGGCAAUAAGUCAAUUUGUAGUCUUGUGUACACAAUUAUAUUAAAUAAGUAUUGUUGUUAUUGUAAGCUUAAUAAAUUUCCUAAUAAUAGAUAUGUUUAAUUUCUAAGAAAUUUAGUAUUUAACAAUUUUAUAAGUGUCAGUGUUUUUUGGUUAACAAAUGUUUUAGUAAAACAUGUAUGUGUAACUGAGAAUGUUUUAUACAUUUUUUUUGGUGGGGGGGUGGGUUCCAAAUGAAAAAAACAACAACUUUUAAGUGUAUGGUGAAUGAAAGAGGAUAAGAAUUACUUGAAAGUCUAUUCAAGAGAUGCUUGAGGAAACAAAAAAAAGAAAAAAAUACUGACCUGGCUUGAUCAAUGUUCCUUGAGUUGCAUGCAAAAUUUUUGUUUUGUUUAUAUUUAUAGGUAAGUGUGUAAAUAAUUCUAUUUAGUGGCUACGUAAGACUAGGAUACCAGAGGCUAGAGGUGCACUGGAACAACUGGUAAUGCCAGUAAAGGUCCUCAUCCCACAGAGUGCACAGCAGUUAAUUUGUGGCUUUGAGGUUCACAAGUUUGGCUUCCUUCCUUCUUCCUAGUCCACUGUGUACAUUCUAUAUCAACACUGCCUUCAUUGACUAAAGGUGCUAUUUAUGUUAUUCAUUAUGUAUUGCUUCUCUGUGAUUGGAACCUGUGUGCUUAACACUCAUUUAGACUUGUACUGUCAUUUGUUUUGUAUAUAUUUAUAAGUAAUGGUUCAUUUCAUUUCUAAUUCUUGACCAGUGAUAUUUAAACUAGGUUCUUCGCUUAGCCCUUAGCUAACUACUUGGGAUACAGGCAACCCUUCUUCCAUCUAAUAAAAGUUUUAAGACAAGGUCUUAGCUUAGUCCAGAGCUAAAUACUUGGGAUACAGGCAACCCUUCUUUCAUCUAAUAAAAGUUUUGAGACAAGGUCUUAGCUUAGUCCAGAGCUAAAUACUUGGGAUACAGGCAACCCUUCUUUCAUCUAAUAAAAGUUUUAAGACAAGGUCUUAGCUUAGUCCAGAGCUAAAUACUUGGGAUACAGGCAACCCUUCUUUCAUCUAAUAAAAGUUUUAAGACAAGGUCUUAGCUUAGUCCAGAGCUAAAUACUUGGGAUACAGGCAACCCUUCUUUCAUCUAAUAAAAGUUUUAAGACAAGGUCUUAGCUUAGUCCAGAGCUAACUACUUGGGAUACAGGCAACCCUUUUUUCAUCUAAUAAAAGUUUUAAGACAAGGUCUUAGCUUAGUCCAGAGCUAAAUACUUGGGAUACAGGCAACCCUUCUUUCAUCUAAUAAAAGUUUUGAGACAAGGUCUUAGCUUAGUCCAGAGCUAAAUACUUGGGAUACAGGCAACCCUUCUUUCAUCUAAUAAAAGUUUUAAGACAAGGUCUUAGCUUAGUCCAGAGCUAAAUACUUGGGAUACAGGCAACCCUUCUUCUUCUUCUAGCUCCUUCUCUAGCCUGAAUAUGAUACUUCGGUCAGAAUGUUUAAUUAAUUAGUGUUUACAAACUAAUGCAAGGUUUAGCAUAUUGUAGGCUACUUUAUUGUUAGAAGUCUGUAAGUAGAAAUGUGUUACCUGCUGUUAUAUAUCAUGUAACUUAAUGGAUUGCCGCUGUGUAUACAUUGUAGGCAUUAUUUCUUUAAUAAAAGUAUAUUCUUUCAUUGGCA
This is a messenger RNA of Biomphalaria glabrata, 3143 nucleotides long. RefSeq names its product beta-parvin-like. The transcript is spliced from 12 exons. Lineage: Eukaryota; Metazoa; Mollusca; Gastropoda; Planorbidae. The record is from RefSeq and is a predicted model, not a curated record. Gene Ontology annotation, molecular function: actin binding. Bases 51 to 1169 code for a protein of 372 amino acids. Gene Ontology annotation, biological process: actin cytoskeleton organization; cell projection assembly; substrate adhesion-dependent cell spreading. Gene Ontology annotation, cellular component: actin cytoskeleton; cytoplasm; focal adhesion.